Messenger RNA from Truncatella angustata, 1788 nucleotides. RefSeq names its product putative 5'-nucleotidase. The transcript is spliced from 2 exons. The record is from RefSeq and is a predicted model, not a curated record. Gene Ontology annotation, biological process: nucleotide catabolic process. Lineage: Eukaryota; Fungi; Ascomycota; Sordariomycetes; Amphisphaeriales; Sporocadaceae. Bases 1 to 1788 code for a protein of 595 amino acids. Gene Ontology annotation, molecular function: metal ion binding; hydrolase activity, acting on ester bonds; nucleotide binding.
AUGGUGACAUUACGCUCGCUCGCAAUCGCCGGCGUUGCUGGUCUGGCGACUGCUGAAGACAGCCUGUACAGCAGUAGACUCUCCAAGCGGUUCAUUGACAGUGAAGGAAACUACAACAUCUCAUUCUAUCACAUCAAUGAUGUGCACGCACAUUUGGACGAAUUCUCGUCCUCCGGUACGGAUUGUACCAAUCCAGCGAAGGGCUGUUAUGGUGGCUAUGCUCGUGUCAAAACAGUCAUUAAUGAGACGCGACCCGGUCAUGAAGAUAGUCUGUUUCUGAAUGUGGGAGACGAGUUUCAAGGCACUCUUUUCUACACGUUCUACAAGGGCGAGAAGAUUGCGGAGACUCUGAAUCAAUUGGGCUUCGAUGCCAUGACUCUGGGAAACCACGAGUUCGACGGUGGCGACGACGAACUGGGCGACUUUUUGAAGAAUUUGACUUUUCCCAUCGUGUCGGCAAACAUCGUGUCUGACAACGAAAAGCUCAACUCCACCAUCAAGCCCUACCACAUCUUUGAAGAGUACGGAUUGGCUGUAAUUGGAGUCACGACAGAGGAGACUCCCGACAUCAGCAGUCCCGGUGACGGCACCACUUUUAGUGACCCCAUUGAGGCCGUUCAAAAGACCAUUGACCACAUCAAGAGCACCACGAACAUCACCCGCAUCGCAGCGAUUACGCACAUUGGCUAUGAUGUGGACAAGAAACUCGCUCAGGAGACCUCGGGUCUCUUCCUGAUCAUGGGAGGACACUCCCACACUCUCCUUGGUGACAUGAAGGACGCGGAGGGUAAAUACCCCACUAUCGAAACCAACAAGGACGGCGACGAGGUCUUUAUUGUCACAGCUUAUCGCUGGGGGGAGUACCUAGGUUACAUUGACGUGACUUAUGACGCAGAAGGGAAAAUCUUGGCUUAUCAUGGUGCGCCUAUCCAUUUGACCAACACUACUGCUCAGGAUGAGGACCUUCAGACCCAAGUCGACGCCUGGAGAAAGCCAUUCGAGGAGUUUGCUGCUGAAAAGGUUGGCGAGACCAACGUCGAGCUUGACCAAAGCAAGUGCUACAGUGAGGAGUGUGUGUUGGGUGGUUUCAUGUCCGAUGCCAUGUACCAAUACCGUCUCGACGGUGGAGGAAACCCCGAUUUCGCUCUCAUCAACGGAGGUGGCGUGCGCGCAACCAUUGAUGUAGGCGACAUUACACGUGGCGAAGUCCUCACCGCAUUCCCCUUUGGUAACGCCAUUGUUGAGGUUACAUAUAAGGGCGAGACUCUCUGGAAGAUCCUCGAGGGUCUUGUCAGCAAGGUCAACCAGUUCACUGGCGACGAGGUUGGAUCUUUGUUGCAGGUCAGCAAGAAUAUCAAGAUCGAGUACAACCCGGACAACGAGGUGGGCAGCCAACUCGUUGCAGUCACCAUUGGCGACGAAGCCUUGGAUAAUACGAAAAACUACAACGUCGUCACCAUCGAUUUCCUGACAGGCGGUGGAGACAACUUCCUUGAGGAAAUUGAUGCGCCGCUCUUGGAUCUGAUGGCUGAUGUCCUCACGUCGUACAUCCAGGCUCAAUCCCCAAUUCCUUCCGACUACAGUGUCACGAACCGAGUCGUGGUCUCUGAUGGCCAGCCUGGAUCAGGAUCAGGAUCUGGCAACGCCACCGCCACCGCCACCGCAACCCCCACGGCUUCGGGGACUGCGGCGACAUCGACACCUACCGGCGCGAGCGGCGCUGGACGUCUAGGCGUCGCUGGACUCCUAGUCUCGGUUGUUGCGCUUGCAGCCGCCAUGGUCAUAUAG